AUGGCCUCCAAGAUGACAUUUUACUAUGUGACUUUGGUUCUAUACUUGUUAAUUUCCGAGCCGGGGGAGUGUGGGAGGACCCCAAUACGCUCUGCAGCUGCCAGCUUAAGUCCCUGCUUGAGCGCUGCAGGAAAUGCUAGGGCAACGGUCCCUCCCACUUGCUGCACCAAAGUUAAUGGGUUAAUCAAGACUGCUCCGCGAUGCCUCUGCACUGUCCUGCUGUCGCCUUUGGCAAAGCAGGCCGGUAUCAAGCCAGCAAUUGCUAUCACUAUCCCCAAGCGAUGUAACAUCAGGAACCGACCGGUGGGAAAGAAGUGUGGAA
Messenger RNA from Ilex paraguariensis (yerba mate), 322 nucleotides. The record is from the annotation of a GenBank genome assembly. Lineage: Eukaryota; Viridiplantae; Streptophyta; Magnoliopsida; Aquifoliales; Aquifoliaceae.